Molecule: messenger RNA, 1242 nt
Organism: Cetraspora pellucida
Lineage: Eukaryota; Fungi; Glomeromycota; Glomeromycetes; Diversisporales; Gigasporaceae
Source: the annotation of a GenBank genome assembly
AUGUCUCAAUUGAUCAACUGGAAGGAAACAUAUAACAUUUUAAGUUUUUUUAAUAUUAAUGUACCAAAGUUAGAGCCAGAAUUGCGGCAGACAGACAUAGAGGAUAUAGAGAUUUCUGGAUGUGAUUUGUUCGUCGACCUUUACCAACAUUUUUCAAAUAUUGAUAUAAAACCCAAAACUCGAAUCUUCCGAAUAUAUGCGGAUGUAGUUCAACUCUCAAAGACUUUAACAAUUUCACUUUUGAAUGAAAGUGGAGCUAUCUUGAUAGUAGCGAGACGAAUUGAAAUUGGAUCGAAAUGCCAAAUAGUUAUUAAUUGCAAAAAAUUCAUCCGAAUAAUAAUAUAUGCUAUAGAAAUGACAUCUGAACUUGAAAUUAUCACAAAUAAUGAUUCAUAUAAACUCGAAAUUAAAGACUCAAAAAAUGUUGGCAAGCUACUUACUAUACACAAUGAUAAGAGCCCGGAAUAUAAAGAUAUUUAUACUUUUGAUAAUAUUAUUCUUAAGAAUAAAUCAUUCUUUAAAAUUUUACGAUACUCUUUAAAUAUCGCAAUUGCCUUAUUUUAUGAAAAACCUGGAAUUACACGAUCAAUUCUCUCUUGGAUUAUUAGAAUAACAAGAAAAUCUGAAUGUGAAGAGACAAAAGAGUUAUAUUAUUAUGCAUUAACAAUAUUCACGAAAUUUAAUAUCAUAGAUAAAAGAAAAGCAGAUAACAUUCAAUUUGUUCCGCCGCUUGACAUGCAUAUUUACAAAAAGCGAAUUGAUAAAUAUAUGAAAUCUGCAAAAGAUUAUGAAGAAAAAUUUACAAAGGUCCUAAAUGAUGAGCAACAAACAGAAGUGCUAUAUGCAUCAUUAAUGGAUCGUAAUGAUAAAGCCGAAAUGCAUGAAGAUUUAAAUAAUGAUAGAAAAAUUCGGUAUGAAUCAGCAUGUGAAUUAAUGAAAAAAAUUGAAAGUGAGCUUCAAGAAAGACGAAAAUACACAGAAAGUACAUUCCAUGAACUCGAAAAAGGAAUUAUAAAUUGGUUGAUUCAACAAAGACAUGAUGCACAAAAAAAAUUGUUAGUCGCCGUUAUAGAAUUAUCUUUAAGCGUUGGCAAAAUUGUUAUUCAACCUGGUGGCGUAUUCAGCUUUGUUGAAACUAUAGAAAAAGUGACUCAUUCAUUUCAGGAAGCUUUAGCUUAUAUCGAUUUAGAAAAACUUAUAAAAUUAACUGAAGAUGCUGACAUGAAGGAAAAAAUUGACCAA